Molecule: messenger RNA, 1594 nt
Organism: Botrytis cinerea B05.10
Lineage: Eukaryota; Fungi; Ascomycota; Leotiomycetes; Helotiales; Sclerotiniaceae
Exons: 3
Coding region: 179-1270 (363 amino acids)
Biological process (GO): aromatic amino acid biosynthetic process
Cellular component (GO): cytoplasm
Molecular function (GO): 3-deoxy-7-phosphoheptulonate synthase activity
Source: RefSeq, a predicted model, not a curated record
GACCUUGACUCACUUUACACCACAGCUCGACAACGAAGCAACUCAAUACACUCUCACACAAAAAUAUAACAACAAUUGUGUCACCAUUUAUUUCAGAAGUCAAGUCAGCGUCGGACAAGAUCUAUAAGAUCCCCAUCACAUUUCCCCCUUUUUAUAUCAUAUCCAUAUUCCAAACAAGAUGCCUCAGCUUGACUUUGAACCCCUCGUCACUGACGACACUCGAAUUCUGGGUCAAGACCCAUUGAUUCCUCCUCAAUUACUUGUUUCCGAAAUCCCCAUUACAAAUGAUUCUCUCAAGACUGUGGUGCAAGGUCGCAAAGAUGCCGUCGAGAUUAUUAUGGGUAGAAAUGACCGUCUUUUGGUCGUCGUCGGUCCCUGUUCCCUUCAUGACCCCAGCACCGCUAUCGAGUACGCAAAGAGACUGAAGGAUCUUUCCGAUAAAUUGUCAAGCGACCUUUGCAUUAUUAUGCGUGCCUACCUCGAGAAGCCCCGUACAACUGUCGGAUGGAAAGGUUUGAUCAAUGACCCUGAUAUUGACGAGUCAUUCAAGAUCAACAAGGGUUUGAGAAUUAGUCGUCAACUCUUCUGCGAUCUCACCAGCACCGGCAUGCCCAUUGCAACUGAAAUGCUCGAUACCAUCUCCCCACAAUUCCUCGCAGAUUUGAUUUCCCUCGGUGCCAUUGGUGCCAGAACCACCGAAUCACAAUUGCAUCGUGAGCUUGCAUCCGGUCUAUCUUUCCCAGUUGGAUUUAAGAACGGUACCGAUGGAAGCUUGACUGUUGCAAUUGAUGCCAUUGGAUCUGCGGCUGCCAAACAUCAUUUCAUGGGUGUUACAAAACAAGGUCUUGCUGCCAUCACUAGAACUAGUGGAAACGAGCACGGAUUUGUUAUCUUGCGUGGUGGUACCAAGGGUACCAACUUCGAUGCUGAGAACGUCAAGCUCACCAAGGAGACUUUGACCAAGAAGGACCAAAAGCAAGCUAUCAUGAUUGAUUGCUCUCACGGAAACUCAAACAAGGACCACCGAAAUCAACCCAAGGUAGCUCAAGUUGUCGGUGACCAACUCCGUGCUGGUGAAAAAUCCAUCAUCGGUGUCAUGAUCGAGUCCAACAUCAACGAAGGCAACCAAAAGGUCCCUGCCGAGGGUCCAUCCGGUCUCAAGAAGGGUGUUAGCAUCACUGAUGCUUGUAUCAACUGGGAAUCUACCGUCGAAGUCCUCGAGCAACUUGCGGAUGCUGUCCGAGAACGCCGCAAGCAUUCUUCUGCUUAGAUUUACGGGGGGUAUAUGUCUGGACGAUUAAAAAGUUCUCGGUUAAGUUUUAUUGGGAAAAUGUGUGAAGUAUGGCGUAUAGUGGAGUUUUUACUGCUCAUCACUCUCUGUGAAAUGGUUUUUCUGGACAUGCUGUGGAUCUUGAGAGCUUUGUUAGGAAGAAAAAGAAAAGAAAUAUAUGUUCUCUUUGACAAAAAUUUUCUUUGCAUCAUGCUAUUUUUUUGUCUCCGACAGUUUCUGGCCGCGCCUCAUUUUUGGGUUGAUUCCCCUAAUAAAAGUGUUCCUGGAUAUUCAACUUCAUCCUUUACAAAUUAAAAAGUCACA